This is a messenger RNA of Telopea speciosissima, 1412 nucleotides long. RefSeq names its product protein ECERIFERUM 2. NCBI's taxonomy places the organism in Eukaryota, Viridiplantae, Streptophyta, Magnoliopsida, Proteales, Proteaceae. The transcript is spliced from 4 exons. Bases 45 to 1349 code for a protein of 434 amino acids. Gene Ontology annotation, molecular function: acyltransferase activity, transferring groups other than amino-acyl groups. The record is from RefSeq and is a predicted model, not a curated record.
GAUUUCCAGAACCCACCUCUCUCUCUCUCUCUCUCGCUAUCUCAAUGGGCUCAGCAUCAAUCGAUGGUGUCGGGGAGAGUCCCGUUUACGGCAUAAAGCUAUCGUCAGUUGUACCGGCUGCCAUCACCGGGAAUAACAGAGAUCAUAAACUAAGCUGUAUGGACCUGAUGAUGAAGCUUCAUUACCUGAGAGGUUUAUACUUCUUUAGUAAAGAUGCAGUGGAAGGGCUCAACAACUUGGAAAUUAAGGAAUCCUUGUUUAAAUUGUUAGAUCACUGCUCAGCUGCUUCGGGAAGGAUAAGGAGGUCCGAGUUGGGUCGACCAUUCAUCAAGUGCAACGACACUGGGGUGAGGAUCAUCGAGGCUCAGACCAACUUUACACUUGAUGAGUGGCUGCGGUCCAAUGACUGGUCUCUCCAUUCUCUCCUUGUCUCCAAUCAAGUUCUUGGUCCUGAUUUACAUUUCUCUCCUCUGGUUCUUCUCCAGAUCACUAGGUUCAAAUGUGGAGGAAUAUCAUUGGGCCUCAGCUGGGCCCAUUUACUCGGUGAUGCAUUCUCAGCCUCAAGAUUCAUCAACCUAUGGAGCCACAUCAUGGCCGAUCAUCCACCCCCAAAGUUGCUCAACACACCAGAACCAGAACCAGAACUGCCCACAAGCGAAAAACCCAUUACCUCACAGUUUCUGUCAGCGAAACGAAUUGAACCUGUUGGUGACUAUUGGCUAAGUGUCAACAACUGUAAAAUGGAAGCUUAUACUUUCCAAAUCAAUGCCUCGCAAUUGACACAACUACAGUCAAAGAUACCCAGUGAACCAUUUGAAGCUCUUUCGGUGGUAAUUUGGCAAUGCAUAGCGAGGAUAAGAGAGAAUAACGAACCAAGGACUGUGACUAUUUGCAGAAAAGAUUCUCGUAAUGGAGAGACCAACAACUUGAGCUUGAGCAACAAUCAGAUACUACUAAGUGUAGUUAAAGCAGAUUUCUCUGUUGGAGAUGCCAAACCAUCAGAGUUGGCAACAUUGAUUGUUCAAGGAUCAGUAGAGGAAAGAACUCUGAUUGAAGAAACAGUGGAGAGAGAUCAAGGGCUGUCAGACUAUAUUGUUUAUGGCACAAACCUUACAUUUGUUGAUUUGGAAGGUGUGGAGAUUUAUGGGUUCGAGAUAAGGGGGCACAAACCUGUUUUUGCAAAUUAUGCCAUUCAUGGAAUUGGUGAAGAAGGGGUUGUAUUAGUGCUUCCAGGGCCAGAAAAAGUUGGAGAACAAGGUAGAGGAGGAAGAACAGUUACCAUAUCCCUCCCAGAAGAUCAACUCUUCAAGCUAAAAGGUGAGCUUAGUAAGGAAUUGUAUAUUGCUUGAACCAAUGGUGUCGAUGACAAUGUGGUUGAAGAGAAAAGUAUUUGUUUUGUCAAAAUUGUUGAC